AUCUUUGGCACUGAUUGAUUUGACAUUGUCGUGACAUUUUACAUAUUUACAAAGAAAAAAAAAUUGUGAAAACUGCAGAACGCAAACCUCGAAUUUUAUCUGCAAAUUACUAAAUAUUUACAAACAUUGGGAACAAAAUAAUAUCAAAAUCUAAGAAGGACGGAAAAGACAACUCGCCUAAAGAGGAUUCAAUUCAAUUUAGGUUUUAUUAAAAUGCUAAAGACUGCAUCAGGAGAUAUAUAAUAGAUCGGAAGAAGAUCAGUGGGAAAUACUAUUUAAAUUAUCUGUGGGUGUAAAUUCGACAAAUACUCACCAACAACUACAGCAAAAUGCGUUCUCGCAGCAAUUCGGGCGUACGCCUGGACUACUACCAACGUGUAGUCCAUCGCUUGAUUAUGUCCCAUCAGGAACCGGUGACUGGGCUGUUUCCUGCUUCGAAUGUCAACUCUCAUGCUUGGAUAAGAGAUAAUGUUUAUUGCAUAUUAGCUGUUUGGGGUCUCUCAAUGGCAUAUAAAAAAAUUGCCGAUCAGGAUGAAGAUCGGGCAAAGUGUUAUGAAUUGGAACAAAGCUGUGUUAAGCUUAUGCGCGGCCUUCUUAUGGCCAUGAUGAAUCAAAAGGAUAAAGUAGAAAAAUUCAAAAUAACACAAAAUCCUUUGGACUCUUUGCAUGCUAAAUACAGUAGUAGCAAUGGCCAACCCGUGGUGGGUGAUAGUGAAUGGGGUCAUUUGCAAAUUGAUGCUGUGUCCUUAUACCUCCUGAUUUUGGCCCAAAUGACAGCUUCGGGCUUGCAAAUCGUUUUCUCUUUGGACGAAGUGUCUUUUAUACAGAAUUUGGUAUUCUACAUUGAAUCAGCCUACUGUAUUCCCGACUAUGGCAUUUGGGAAAGAGGUGAUAAAACUAAUCAUGGUGAACCCGAACUUAAUGCCAGUUCAAUUGGUAUGGCUAAAGCUGCUCUAGAAGCAAUGAAUGAAUUGGACUUAUUCGGUGCACGUGGAGGUCCGGCUAGUGUCAUACAUGUGCUGGCUGACGAGGCUCAUAAAUGUCAAGCUGUAUUGCAAUCAAUGUUGCCUCGUGAAUCGAAUAGUAAGGAGUUGGAUUCUGGUCUUUUGUGUGUAAUUGGUUUUCCAGCAUUUGCUGUUGAUGAUCCACAUCUUAUACGUAACACCAAAGACGCCAUACUACAGCGUUUGCAGGGUAAAUAUGGUUGCAAACGUUUUCUACGUGAUGGUUAUCGCACGCCCAAAGAGGACCCCACACGAUUGUAUUACGAAAGAUGGGAAUUGCGUAUGUUUGAAAAUAUUGAAUGCGAAUGGCCGUUAUUCUAUUGCUAUUUGAUAUUGUUUCAUGCAUUUCAAAAUGACAAGCUGUCUGUAAAAGAGUAUGCAGAUCGUUUGGAGAAAAUUAUGGUGCGUGGUGAUGAUGGUAUUCUAUUGGUUCCUGAAAGUUAUGCUGUGCCCCCAGAUGCUGUAUCACAGGAAUAUAGGCAUCCUGGCUCAGCGCCAAGAGAAGUAGUGGGCCGUUGUCCAUUCCUAUGGGGCCAAUCAUUGUUUAUUUUAGGAAGACUUUUACAAGAGGGUUUUCUUGCUGUUGGUGAAUUGGAUCCUUUGAAUCGUCGUUUGGGGGCUCAAAAGAAACCAGAUGUGGUUGUGCAAGUUGUCAUUAUAGCCGAAGACAACGAAAUACGCGAUAAGUUAGCAGAGUCUGAUUUACAUGUACAGACCAUUGCCGAAGUGGCACCCAUAGAGGUGCAACCAGCUCGAGUUCUAAGUCAUUUGUACACCUAUUUGGGAAGAAACCGUAAAUUGGGCUUAACCGGACGCAAAUCACGUGAUGUGGGUAUAUUGAGUACAAGUAAAUUGUACUCGCUGAAAAAUAGAAUAUUUGCCUUUACACCACAGCAUAUCGAUUAUGAAGAAUAUUAUACCACACGUGAUCCCGACUUGCUUGCAAGUAAUUUCACCACCAAUUUAGCUUUCCUAACAAACAAUUGGCGUCAUAUGUUAGGAAGACCUACUAUAACCCUAAUGGCCACACAUUAUAUGCUAGACCAAGAUAAAAUACCCUUGGCCAUGAUACAAACAAUGCGUAAAUUGAAAUCCGGUUACAUAAAUGGCACCCGAGUAAUGUUGGGCAAUUUAAAAGAUUUUCUCAAUACAUCCGCCAUUACGGACUUAAGUUUUUUGGGUAGCACUGAAGAUGGUUACCCAGAUCGUUUGCAUCCAGAUGUUCAGGCCUAUUUAGAUGAACAUUUGUUGCGUUCAUUUAGCCAUCGUAGCAGUAUGAUGAAUUUGAGAGGUGGCCAUCUACGACCUAGACAGUUGAGAAGACGUAUGUCAUGCAAGGGCGCUAUAAAGAAAACAAGAUCAAUUAAUGUGGACACCGAUACUUUGGGCAUGGAAGGCCCUACCCCUUUAACCGAAAGACGGCUUUCAUCUGUUAUUGCUCCACCAUGGUUGCAGGCCAACAAACAGGCACAUCACAGCGUUUUUGCUACCACACCUGAGGAAGGCUCUAACAAUCACAGCUCAUCAAACGUAUUGAUCAGGGAAAAUAUAUAUCCCAUUGAUAUUAAUCACAGCCGCUCAUCUUUGGAAAAACGCAGUGAGUUUAAUAGAUAUUCGGAAUUACAAAAUGUUCCCAAAAUUCUUGUUCAACGCCAUCGUCCGGAAACAAAUUUCGCCGACACAGAGGUUGAGGAGUUAAUUGCAAUGUUGCGGGAAACAGAAAAUCUUGAGGAACAAGGUGAUAUUUUGCAAUAUUUGGUGGAUACCCAAGGAUUGGAUUUCAAUACAGCCGGCUUAGGACUUAAAAGUAAAUCAUCUUCUUCUUCUUCGCCUGAAAUUGAUAGCACACUUUUGGAAGAAGCACUUGUAUAUGAAACUGCUAUGAAAAAUCCUUUGUUUGCCAAACCUCCUUUGCCUCCUUCUGUGAUGGUUGAAGGAGGCUCCGCUUCCCAUAAUGCUACUAUUAAUUUAUCUCAAUCUGAAGGAAUGCUGGAAGAAGGUCGUGUAGUCACCGUACGCGAUCUACUAAAAGGCCUCUAUGAAAAGGCUUGUCAACAAAAGCUAUGGGGUCUGGUGCGUCACACAGCUGGCAUGUUGGGUAAACGUGUCGAGGACUUGGCCAAGGCUGUUACCGAUUUGUUGGUACGCCAGAAGCAGGUAACAGUUGGCAUGCCGCCAAAUAAUGAAUAUACUAUAACAGCACCUUUGCCGGAAGCUGAUCUAAGGCAAUUGAUACAUGAUGCCUAUGGUGAUGAUGAGAGUACAGCCAUGUUAACUCAAGAACUAAUGGUCUAUUUGGCCAUGUUUAUACGCACAGAGCCCCAACUCUUCCAUGAGAUGUUACGUUUGCGUGUUGGUCUUAUUAUUCAAGUUAUGGCCAAAGAAUUAUCGCGCACCCUUAAUUGUGAUGGUGAAGCUGCUUCCGAACAUUUGUUGAAUCUAUCUCCAUUCGAAAUGAAAAACCUCCUAUAUCACAUUUUAAGUGGCAAGGAGUUUGCAGUUAGCAGUGUUGCUCGUGGAAAUCUCUCCAUUGUUAGUUGCAAAUCGAGUCGUGUAAGUAAGAAAUCUCAAAUUGGUUUGGGUGAUCCCGAAGGUGAGGAUGCCAUUAUUGCCACUAUUGAUGAUCGACAAGGUCAAUGGUUGCGCCGCCGACGUUUGGAUGGUGCUUUAAAUCGUGUGCCCCGUGAUUUCUAUUCUCGUGUCUGGAGUGUUUUGGAAAAAUGCCAAGGUUUGGCUAUUGAAGGUCGUAUAUUGCAACAAAGUUUAACUCAAGAAAUGACUCCUGGAGAGUUGAAAUUUGCUUUGGAAGUUGAGACGGCUCUAAAUCAAAUUCCCCAACCAGAAUAUCGUCAAUUGGUGGUGGAGGCCCUAAUGGUGUUAACUCUCGUCACCGAGCACAAUUUAGUACCCAAUCUGGGAAAUGUUAUCUAUGUCGAGCAUUUGGUUCACAAGGCAAAUCAACUAUUUCUGGAAGAUCAACGCAAAGUGCAAGGUGAUGCCACUCUAUGUUGUGCCAAGUCAAAGGAUGGAAAAGAACAGCAUCAAGCAGCUUCGGGCAUGUUGCUUUGUGGUGGAGCUGCUUACAUUUGCCAGCAUUUAUACGACAGUGCCCCAAGUGGCAGUUUUGGCACCAUGACAUAUAUGGCACGAGCUGUGGCCUUAGUUUUGGAUUGUGUUCCUAAACAUGGCGAAAUGGAAUGUUCAAUUUCCUAACUUAAUUGUUUAUUAAAUUAUUUUAAUAGGUUAGUUUUGUUGUUUUUUUUUGCUGAAUGUUGAACUUUAAUUCGCACAUCGUACAUCCGGUAACUCGAAUUUUUUUAUGUUAAAAUUUAUAUAUAAGCUAAAUGUUUGUACGUAAAAAUAUGCAUACCUUAAAGUAAAGGCAGACCGUCCUAAAUCGAACUACUUCCUUGUAUGAUGAAAAGUUAUAUUGUCCGCAAGUAAACUGUGUUUUAAAAAAUUUUAUAAUUUGGUCAUAGAAAUUUUAUCUACGUUAUUGGAAAAUAUCUCUAAAUUAAGAAAUAAAACUAUGAAAUCAUAAUAACUUAAA
This is a messenger RNA of Stomoxys calcitrans (stable fly), 4554 nucleotides long. RefSeq names its product probable phosphorylase b kinase regulatory subunit alpha. NCBI's taxonomy places the organism in Eukaryota, Metazoa, Arthropoda, Insecta, Diptera, Muscidae. The coding region runs from base 330 to 4217 and encodes 1295 amino acids. Gene Ontology annotation, cellular component: phosphorylase kinase complex. The record is from RefSeq and is a predicted model, not a curated record. The transcript is spliced from 13 exons. Gene Ontology annotation, biological process: glycogen metabolic process. Gene Ontology annotation, molecular function: calmodulin binding.